GAAGCUUGGACAUUUGCUCCCGUCCUUGACCUGCGAGUCAUUCGUGGCGACCCACGGCGAGGCAGGACAGCACCUCACGAAGUCAACCAAGCGGUCUUCGAAGGGCCCUUUGUGGCCCGCGUCAUCUCCGGAGCCCCUCGCGGCACGACGCAGGAUCCAACCUGGUCAGAGUCACUACAAUUGACUUUGACCAAAGCGAAGGGUCUCUAUGUCCACGUGGUCCUUUCGGACAACCGCUUCGGGGUUGGUCUGGGCCCGCUGGCAGAACUCGUCAUCACGCUUGGAGAGGUGCUGGACUUGAUGCGUGCUCCAAGCGUAAGCCUGCCACGCUGA
Molecule: messenger RNA, 333 nt
Organism: Symbiodinium pilosum
Lineage: Eukaryota; Dinophyceae; Suessiales; Symbiodiniaceae
Source: the annotation of a GenBank genome assembly